AUGAGAAAGAAGGUUUUGUUAAUGGGUAAAUCUGGUUCAGGCAAAACAAGUAUGAGGAGUAUCAUCUUUGCAAACUUUAUUGCUCGAGACACUCGCAGGCUCGGCCCUACAAUGGACGUAGAACACACCCAUUUAAGACUGUUAGGUGGAUUGGUUCUAAAUUUGUGGGAUUGUGGAGGUCAAGAUGGAUUUAUGGAAAGUUACUUCGUUAAUCAAAGAGAAACAAUAUUCAGAAAUGUCGAGGUCCUAAUCUAUGUUUUUGAUAUUGAAAGCAGAGAAAUUUCAAAAGAUUUGGCUUAUUACCGUUCCUGCUUAGAUGCUGUAAAUCAAAAUUCUCCUGGCGCAAAAAUCUUUUGUCUCAUUCAUAAGACAGAUCUAGUUAGUGAAGAAAAAAAAGAUGAAAUAUUCCAAGUCAGGAAGCAGAACAUCGAAGCGGUUACUAAGCCAUUCACUUGUUCGUGCUUUGCUACAUCUAUAUGGGAUGAAACAUUAUUUAAGGCUUGGUCUAAGAUUGUUUACGAACUUAUUCCAAAUAUCAAAAUGUUGGAGGGUAGUUUAAAGCAACUUUGUGAGGUACUAGAAGCUGACGAAGUAAUUCUAUUCGAAAGAGCAACCUUUUUGGAAAUCGCUUGUCACUCUAGGAUCCCACAUUCUGAUGUGCAUAGGUUCGAAAAAAUAAGCAACAUCGUAAAACAAUUCAAAUUGUCAUGUAGUAAAGUUGGAGCAAAUUUCACGAAGAUUGAACUGCGCAAUCAGUACUUUGCUGCUUUUAUUGAUGUAUUCACAUCUAAUACAUAUAUUAUGGUGGUAUGUUCUGAUCUAUCCAUUGCGUCCUCUGCAACUUUACUGAAUAUUCGCAAUGCACGUAAGCACUUCGAGUAUUUGGAAAAAAUCGAACAACCACACUCGGCGAUUGCUCGUUGUGGCUAG
This is a messenger RNA of Schistosoma turkestanicum, 930 nucleotides long. Lineage: Eukaryota; Metazoa; Platyhelminthes; Trematoda; Strigeidida; Schistosomatidae. The record is from the annotation of a GenBank genome assembly.